CCACAAACCACCCGCAGAGCCGAAGGAAGCAAAUCGAAACUCCUCAAUGAGUUCACCUUCAGAUAAAUAGUUUGCCCCCCCCCCGCCCCCCUUUCUCCUUCCUCUCAACUCUCAUUUUAAUCGUUUUGGGCGUCUUGAGAAGAUGAACGGCUCCGUGCACUCCUCAUCCAACGUGGUGGACAUUAAACUGAAGCGGGGGCCGUCAGGCUUGGGAUUCAACAUAGUUGGGGGCGUGGACCAGCAGUUUGUUGUGAAUGACAGUGGCAUAUAUGUGUCCAAAAUAAAAGAAAAUGGAGCUGCAGGCCUGGAUCGGAGACUCCAAGAGGGGGACAAGAUCCUGGCGAUCAACGGAACGAAGCUCGAGAAUCUGACACAUAGAGAUGCAGUGGAGUUGUUCAGGACAGCAGGGGAGGACGUAGAGCUCCGUGUCCUGAAAAAGUUUGCCCAUCACAUGAACGGACCCACAGACUCACAACCCAAGCACGAACCUUCUGUGUCUUCUCUGGGAGUACUGGUUGCUUUAGCGGGAGCCGCAGCCAUCUGUGCGUUCUUUUACAUGCGGCACCUGAGGAAGCACUUUUAACUAAGUCGGCGUCUGUAUAUUAUUUUUAGGAUCAAAAACGUUGCUAAAGGCCAAAGAGGGAACAAACUCAAAAACAUUAGACGUUAUUAUUUUUUUUUUCUGAUUAGUGCGUGUUGGUGUCACUGAUGAGUUUCUCCAUGUUCAUGUGUAUAAUGUGAUUAAUGGUAGCUUCUUGACACCCUUUCCUAUGCAAAAGGAUGCUCUCUUUCCACAGAGAUUACUUUUAAUAGGUAACUUUGUGAUCGUGAGGAGAAGAAUGUACACACGACAUUCCUGCUGGUGAGCUGAGCUGGGCUUGAGCUCCGGCAGAAACAAACAAAGCUGCUCGUACACGUCGGCAGAAAAAUGAUUAAAUCCGCGAGUCACAUCAGACUGACUCGAGCUUCAGGGUCCAUUUACAAACUGAAAGACAGUGUUGUGUGCAGUCACUCGUAGGCCUCCCCGUACCUCCGCUGAAUGGCAGAUCUGUCUGAGGGGGCGGUAUGAGAGGAACCCACUGUACUUUCAGUUUUACAGUGUUCAAAAUUCACACGACUGGGUUUGAUUUUCAUUUUGCACCGUUGCACAGAAUCAUGAGAGGAGCGGCUUCCUGCUGCCUGCAGUUAAGGAGAUAAAUUGUGUAAUGGACUUUAGAGUGCCUUUUGUGUCUAUUCCAAGCGACGGUGGUACGUUGCUCCUUAUCGUGAUCAAAGUGAAAAUCGACCCUCUACGUCCAUUAAUACAUUAAAUUAAAGGAUGUGGCUGCCGAUAUCUUUUCUUAAUGUCAACACGUCCCGUAAACCGGCUCAAACCAACAAUGACUUAGUCCAUCUCUCAAUACUGUCCGACUUCCUCAGCCUGUUUCACCCUCACCCAAGACUUUAUUUCUAAAAAUGCCUCUCAGUUCCUGAAACAGCUCGGCACUGUAGGUUUUAGCAAACAGUACUUACACAGGAGGAAAUGGUUUAUUUGUCAGGGACUAUUUUCAGCUGCGGAUUAAUACACAUUCGGUGUUUCCAGCAGAGAAGUGGUAUAGUGGUAAUUAAGAAACAUGUAACCCAGUGCAAACAGUAGGGCUCAUUGAUGUGUUUUUAUUAGUUUGACACAGAGGGAUCAGGUAUAGCAGAUAAUAGUUGUUAGUAAAAAUAUUCAUUGUUGGUUUUGGUCUUUUAAUGGGAUUUGUUGACAGUAAGAAAAAUGCAGAUUGUCACCAGACUCAUCCCUUUAAAGUAAAAUACACUAAAAGUUCAAAGUAUCACCAAGUAGUUUCAUUAACAACAACAAGAGUUUAUUACAGUGUGUCACAUGGUCACUCAGGGUGAGCCAUUAAAUCUCUAUCAUACAAACAAAUCAUUCCUUAAAUAAAUAUAAAUAAAUCUCAUGUGGUGAGCAGCUCAUUGAUGCUCAUUCACAGCUGAAGACUCAGAGAGACGGAGCCAUGUUUGUGUUUGUGUGUCACUGCCAUUUAAGACAUUCUUCUGAUUUAGUGCUGACGCCGGUGCUCGUAAUCACAUCGCACCUUCUGCUACGUGAUUUGUCUUAUACAUGAAAUAUGAAGCAUGUUGUGAUAGAGGACACAAGUUGUUCAUUUAUGUGAAGGAUCAACAGCUUAAAUGAAAAGCAGCUUGAGAUGGUUGACUUUACAGGAGAGGGUUGUGUUGUUUUUUUAAGUUGUCAACAACUUAAAAUGUUUGUUUUCUUUGCACUAGCCACAAUCAUGGAACUCCUCCAGUAACGGCCAUAGAGCAGAUGAAUAAGUGAAUUGUUGCUGGGUGUAUUUGUCCACAUUUGUCAGUCUGCAGUGCAUCUAUCAAGCAAUUGUCUCUGACUGUAUGUGACUCUUGUUGUCUGUAAAUACGUUUCAAGUCGCUCUGCUGAGUGGGAUUGUGAAUAUGUGCAGUUAUGCCAGAAAAGUUGAUCAGAAGCACUAAUAAAUUAUGCAAAUACUGUGUGUUUUACAUCCAAACACCUACUGUAUUAAAAUUCAUGUUGAAUUCG
Molecule: messenger RNA, 2560 nt
Organism: Morone saxatilis (striped sea-bass)
Lineage: Eukaryota; Metazoa; Chordata; Actinopteri; Moronidae
Gene: synj2bp
Product: synaptojanin 2 binding protein
Exons: 4
Coding region: 143-583 (146 amino acids)
Molecular function (GO): protein binding
Source: RefSeq, a predicted model, not a curated record